This is a messenger RNA of Acaulospora morrowiae, 336 nucleotides long. The record is from the annotation of a GenBank genome assembly. Lineage: Eukaryota; Fungi; Glomeromycota; Glomeromycetes; Diversisporales; Acaulosporaceae.
CAAAUGCUUCCAUUCGUCAAAUCCAUUGAUUCGUCCUUUGACGUAUACUUUGAACCCCUUCAAGGAACUUUGACGCGUUUGUCAAUUUUAUCGUAUUCAGUAUUGUGUAAAUGUGAAUUUAGAAAUGUAUACAGUUUUAAGGCGAUGUUAUCAACGCGAAAGUUUGAUCUGUCGGAUCAAGUUUAUAGCAGAACCAUGCGUCGAAUUAUUCGCAUCGAAAACCAGCCGCCCACUCGAAAUCCAGAUGAGGGUGCCAUGUUGAUACCUCUCAAUACCAACGGUCCAAGCGAAGAUCUUUUGUUUGCGGCUCAAAUGAAUCAAAAUCAAAAUAAAUGA